UUUACCACUCCUCCUAGUUUAGUAUCAUCCGCAAACUUGCUGAGGGUGCAAUCCACACCAUCCUGCAGAUCAUUAAUGAAGAUAUUGAAGAAAACCGGCCCGAGGACCGACCCUUGGGGCACUAUGCUUGAUACCGUCUGCCAACUAGACAUGGAGCCAUUGAUCACUACCCGUUGAGCCUGACAAUCUAGCCAAUUUUCUACCCACCUUAUAGUGCAUUCGUCCAGCCCAUACUUCUUUAACUUGCAGACAAGAAUACUGUGGGAGACCAUGUCAAAAGCUUUACUAAAGCCAAGGAACACUACGUCCACUGCUUUCCCUUCAUCCACAGAACCAGUUAUCUCGUCAUAGGAAAGUUGUAGGAAAGGUGCGUGGCAGCCUCCUGUUCAUAAUUAUUAGGGGAAAUUAAGCUAGUUAGCAUAUGUGACUCCAUUUUGGGUUUCCUCUCGGCCAUUAACUAGAAGCGAGCACACCACGUACCAAGGAAGGAAGGAAGGAUCCUUCAGGGUGGACAGCUGGACAGUUUCAAGAGAAGGGAAACAAAGGCGACAGGAACCAGCCGACAUGCCUGAAAUAGCUGCUAAUUUAGCGUUUUUGCAGGGGGAAGGUGGCUGCAGGGGAUUGGUGAUAGAUAAGGAGAAGGCCUGUUUUUUGGGUUAGGCCCCCCGAGGCACACAGGCAGGAUGUUUUGCCAACAGUAUAGAAUCUUUGUGUAACCUGCAAUCGGGGUCCCGCUCUGCUUAACGGAGCGGUGCCACGCUCGAGCGUAAGAAACCUACAAACUCUGAGACACUCUGCAGUCUGUCUUUAUUUGGUUGCCUCAGCCUAGAAACAAACUGUACAUGUCCUAACUGGAAUAAUUCGUAACAGUUUGGGACUCUAGGCUUGCCCUCGUAAGCGAAGCCGCACUCCUUCCCUCAGACAACUGCAGCCGGCACCAGGUGAGUUCACCUUCAAGAACUCGGAGGAACGGGCGUGUGGGCCGUCGCUUAGGCGAUAAGGUGGCACCUGAGGCGUUCUUUUGGUAGCCCUAGAAUGGGCUCUGGGCAGAGUGUGAGCAGGGGAACCCCUUUGGCUGAGAUUCUCAGGAAUUGGAAAAAUAUUUCUGGCACCCCUGGGUUAGGUGAAAGGAGAGCUGUAAUUUUGUAUAAAGUCGAGUGGCCAGCGCUGACUAUUCAGACGCCCUUUGGAUGGCCACCCGACGGAACUUUUGCACAGGAUGAAUUAACCUGCCUUAGACAACAGCUGGAGGACAAGCAUCCAGCUGAAAUGGAUUAUUGGUAUGUAUGGGAUAAUUGGGCAUACGCCCGAGAUAAGGGGCGCCCCUCAACUUUGGGCUCUGGUACCAGAUCUAAGGUUUGCAUGCCGCUUGCAGGUUCCGCUCCGCCCUAUGCUGCUUUCCCUCCUCCGUCUCUUCCCGCUACUCCUCCUCCUGUUGCCCCUCUAUAGCCGCCUGUAACCCUACCCCCUGUUGCGCUUCAAGUGCCCGAUACAACAACCCGUUGCGACGAGCAAUGACCGUGUCACUAUGGUCACGUCCACCGCCCUUUUGGGCCUGGGGACCUGGUCACCUGGCAGUCACAGAUGCCGAGGUUCGCGACGAUCCGGAAAGAGUCCUACAGACUAUCCGUUCAGUCCUUACGGCAUUUAACCCUAACUGGGCAGACGUCCAGGCUAUUUUGCAAACCCUAUUUACCCCUGACGAGAAGUAUUCUAUUCUAGACGCCAAUCGGCGUUGGGCGGGGGACGCUGAGAAUCGCACCCCUUGGCCCGAAGCCGAUCCAGGUUGGGAUCCUAACGACCUCAAUGGCCGGGCCAGCCUCUCAGCUGCCCGGGAAGAGCUCCUGGAGAGCAUCCGUAGGGCGGGUAGUAAGACGGCAAAUUGGUCAAAAAUUAGAGAGUGCCAGCAAGACCUAAACGAGCAUCCGUCUGUAUGUUUGGCCAGCUUGUUUAAGCAGGUUAGAAUGUAUGGGGGAGGGGUGGAGCCAGAAGCCGAGGUUAGCCGCAUGAUGAUGGUCUCUUACUUUGUCGAUCAAGCGGCGCCGGACAUAAAGAAGUAUUUAACUAAACAUGUUCCCGAUUGGCCAGGGAAAGCCCUAAGCGAAGUAGUUCGCCUGGUCACUUUUGUGUUUAAUGGUAGGGACGAGGAGAAAGCUAAGGAAAAACGUAAGCAAAAGAAGGAGGAAGUAAGUAUGUUGGCAGCCGCAUUGCAGGUUCUCUUGGGGAAUCAGCACUGGCAGGGACACGGGAAUACAAGGGGGAGGGGACGCGGACGUGGGACAGGACGGGGAGGAGGCUGUGGUGGGACAAGGAACGGGAACUGUUAUUAUUGUAAGCAACCGGGGCACUGGAAGAAGGAAUACCCCCUGCUUCCACGAGGGGCUCCUUGGCAGGAUCAGCCGGUGACCGGUUCCUCCUUUCCCCCUAACGCUUCCCAGGACUUCGAUAAUCCCCAGUGACGAGAGGCAGAGAUUUUGGGAGCCGUGGGAGAGUUGGAAUGGAAUCUUGGAUUGCAGUCGCAUAUUUCCUUGUAAAUUGUGGAACGAAUUCUCCAGCGUCCCACCCAAUUUGUGGAGCGUGAGUUCCACCGACGUGGGCCUCCUUCAAUCAGCCACUCCAGUCAGUCUGCAGCAGGGUAGAAGUCGAUAUCCACACCCUUAUGCAGCAGGCCACCUCACUUCACCGUGUCACCCUUGACGACACCAGUACCGGAUUCCACCACACGCUCCUCUCUCCACACCUCACCUCCAGGCUGCCAGACUUGGGGGCUUGGGGAAGGCGUAUUUUGUACCUCCUUCUUAUGGCUGGUUCUCUUUUUGUAUUACUUUUGUAUACCUACAAUGCUGUAGUAUGAGCUGCCGGCAAAUUUUAAUCUUGCAUCGAGGUUAUUCUGCCCUCAUAUAGUUUACUGACGUAUAUAACAAAAGGAAGGACUGUCAGGGGCAAUCAACCGAGUUAGCAUAUGUGACUCCAUUUUGGGUUUCCUGUCGGCCAUUAACUAGAAGCGAGCACAUCACAUACCAAGGGAGGAGGAUCCUUCAGGGUGGACAGCUGGACAGUUUCAAGAUAAGGGAAACAAAGGAGACAGGAACCAGCCGACAUGCCUGAAAUAGCUGCUAAUUUAGCGUUUUUGCAGCGGGAAGGUGGCUGCAGGGGACUGGUGAUAGAUAAGGAGAAGGCCUGUUUAUUGGGUUAGGCCUCCCCCACCCCACCCCCCGCCCCGAGGCACACAGGCAGGAUGUUUUGCCAACAGUAUAUAAUCUUUGUGUAACCUGUAAUCGGGGUCCCGCUCUGCUUAAGAGAACGGUACCACGCUCGAGCGUAAUAAACCUACAAACGCUGA
Molecule: messenger RNA, 3343 nt
Organism: Caretta caretta (loggerhead turtle)
Lineage: Eukaryota; Metazoa; Chordata; Testudines; Cheloniidae
Source: RefSeq, a predicted model, not a curated record